Molecule: messenger RNA, 1284 nt
Organism: Cotesia congregata
Lineage: Eukaryota; Metazoa; Arthropoda; Insecta; Hymenoptera; Braconidae
Source: the annotation of a GenBank genome assembly
AUGAGUUGCGGGUUUGUUACUUGUGGUCCCAACGAGGCUCUUGUUGUUUCAGGAUGCUGUUAUGGCAAACCGCUCCUUGUACCUGGAGGGAGAGUAUUUGUAUGGCCGGUUGUUCAACAAGUACAAAAAAUUUCAUUAAAUACUAUGACAUUACAAGUUGAGAGUCCUACUGUUUACACUUGUCAAGGUGUACCUAUUUCAGUUACUGGAAUUGCACAGGUGAAAAUUCAAGGACAAAAUGAAGAAAUGUUAUCAACAGCUUGCGAACAAUUUCUCGGAAAAAAUGAAGAUGAAAUUCACAACAUCGCCCUGGUAACACUUGAGGGCCAUCAGCGUGCAAUAAUGGGCAGCAUGACAGUAGAAGAAAUUUAUAAAGACCGUAAGAAAUUCAGCAAAGAAGUAUUCGAAGUCGCGAGUAGUGACCUUGUCAACAUGGGAAUCACAGUAGUGUCAUACACUCUGAAAGAUAUUCGCGACGAAGAGGGUUAUUUAAAAGCCCUCGGUAUGGCACGAACAGCAGAAGUAAAACGAGAUGCGCGAAUUGGAGAAGCUGAAGCACGAAGAGAUGCGCAAAUGCGUGAAGCUAUCGCUGAAGAACAACGCAUGGCCUCACGUUUUCUCAACGACACUGAAAUUGCUAAAGCACAACGAGAUUUUGAAUUGAAAAAAGCUGCUUAUGAUGUCGAAGUUCAAACAAAGAAAGCAGAAGCAGAAAUGGCGUUUGAGCUGCAAGCAGCCAAGACAAAGCAGCGGAUCAUGGAAGAACAGAUGCAGGUUAAAGUUAUCGAGCGUGGUCAAGAGAUUGCCGUGCAAGCUCAAGAAAUGGUGCGUCGCGAGCGCGAGUUAGACGCGACAGUAAAACGUCCAGCCGAUGCGGAGAAGUACCGCCUAGAGAAAAUGGCCGAGGCUAACAAACUGAGACUCGUAAUGGAGGCCGAAGCUGAGUCUGAAGCGAUCAGGAUUCGCGGAGAGGCUGAAGCUUUUGCUAUUGAAGCUAAGGCCAAGGCCGAGGCUAGUCAGAUGGCCAAAAAAGCCGCUGCUUGGAAUGAAUACGGGCAUGCUGCUAUGGUCGACAUGAUGCUUGAAACUCUACCAAAGGUCGCCGCUGAAGUAGCUGCUCCUUUAUCUCAAGCGAAGAAGAUCACCAUGGUUUCUAAUGGCUCUGGAAGCAUCGGAGCUGAAAAGCUUACUGAAGAAGUUCUUAAUAUUGUUACGCGUGUUCCUGAAUUAGUUAAAACUCUAGCUGGAGUCGACAUUGCUAAGGUAAUUUUUAAUUACAAUUAA